Messenger RNA from Capsicum annuum, 1756 nucleotides. RefSeq names its product growth-regulating factor 9. The coding region runs from base 284 to 1531 and encodes 415 amino acids. Gene Ontology annotation, biological process: regulation of DNA-templated transcription; DNA-templated transcription; developmental process. The record is from RefSeq and is a predicted model, not a curated record. Gene Ontology annotation, molecular function: ATP binding. Gene Ontology annotation, cellular component: nucleus. NCBI's taxonomy places the organism in Eukaryota, Viridiplantae, Streptophyta, Magnoliopsida, Solanales, Solanaceae. The transcript has 4 exons.
AAUUUUGAAUUACUCCUGCUUAACAAAUUAUAUUUAUACAGUAAUAAAAUGAAAGAAAAUGAAUGGGAAGAAAGGACAUUUAUUUAUUGUUUUUUUGCUCUCCUACUGUGCUCAUCAGUGUUUGCUUUGAUGCAUCUGUUGCAAGUGUCAGCAAUAUCAGCUGUAGUUUCAGAAACUGAACCACUCUCCAUUUUCUGUAUACACUAGUAAAUUUUGGGUUGGUUUAGUUGCAGGUUUUUCCUUUUUUUCCUUUCAAGAAAAUAAUCCCAUGUAAAGUCAAGAAAUGCAGCUUCAUCAGUUCUCUGUCACCACUCUUUUCCCCUCUGGAAAAGGAAAAGAAGAUGAAAUAAAGGAGGAACAAGUGUCACCACCACCUUGCAUAGAGUUGUCUUUAGGCAAUGGAAGUUCAAGCCAUGUAGUUGAGGAAGAAGAAGUAAAAGAUGGCAAAGCAAAGUCUGUUUUUACAGAAGCUCAGUUUCGUGAACUACAACUUCAAGCUGUGAUUUUUAAGUAUUUAGUUUCUGGUCUUCCUGUUCCUUUUCAUCUGUUUUUCACUAUUUGGAGUAGUGUUUCUAGCUCCUUGGGUGACGGUGGAAUCUACAAACUAUAUCCUACAUUGGGACGAUUCGAUUAUACAAGCAUGAUGGAUCCUGAACCAGGAAGGUGUAGAAGAACUGAUGGGAAGAAAUGGAGGUGCAGAAGGGAUGUGAUUCCAGGUCAGAAGUACUGUGAGCAGCACAUGCAUCGGGGUCGACGUUCAAGAAAGCAUGUGGAAGCUUCCGAAUAUGUUAAGAAAUCAGAUGAUGCAAGUGUCGCUUCCUUGAGAGCGAAACUGUAUGCUAGUUCUGAUGACCUUGGCAGCAAAUGUGCUCCUGCAAGUAGUAAAACUUCAUGUUUGUCUUCUAGCAGAAAUAACCAAAAUAUCAGCAUCGAGGACUCAUCUACUAAACCAAGAUUCAUCAAUUCCAGUAACAGCAGCGAUAAGAAAGACAACCUCAUGACUUGCAAUAGAAAGGACAAUGCAAGUUGCCCAAGAACCCCAUCUUUCAUUGCUGGUGACAAUGCUGAUAGCAAGAACAUUGAUUUCAAUCGUAUUAGUCCCAGCACAACCAACCAAAAACAGAAUUGUGGAGAUGCUAGGAAUGAUGGUGCUUUGCUUCCAAUUUAUGGUGUACUUGCAAAGAGUGAUCUGCAACACACUACAGAAACUGAACAGGAAAGGUGCAGAAGAUCAGAUGGUAAGAAAUGGAGAUGUAGCAGGAAUGUCGUUCCGCAUCAGAAGUACUGUGAGAUUCACAUGCACAGGGGAGCCAAAAGAAAAAGUGUAGCCCCUGACUCGGUUGUUGUCCCGCCUUCUAAACCUUCGUUUUGCCCACCCGAAAAUGAUGCUACUGGAAGAAACUUGAACACCAGUCUCUCCAUUUACACAAUCCCAGGCCCUCAAAACACUACAGAUGGUGAUUCUAACAGUAACAGUACUAGUGAUGCCACUACUAUCACCGAUGAAAUACCAGCAUUUGUGUCGCGUUAGUUGAAAUCCCGGAGACUUUUGUGAUGUUGGUGUUAUUUUUUUGCAAGAUGUGUUAACCUUGGGAGAGUUGAGAAAUGUCCAUCAAGGUGGUUUUGUGGUCUUGUACAAGUUCCUUGCUAGUUUGUAUAUCUUUUAGGACUGAAAAUUCCGUUUUGUAGUAGGAUCAGAUGGACAUGUAUCUUUUUCCUAUAUCUCUGGGCUAAUUGAUGUCUGCUUUUGUUACUA